CGUCUUUUGGUUGCGUUAUGCGUACGUGUGAAACAUGCCCCAGGCAAAGAGUCGCCCGCGCAUCCCUGGAUGGUCCAACUAACUAGGGACACCGCGUCAGAGAACCUUCCUCGUUCUUUCCGCCUCUCGUUUUCCCCUCCUCUUUUGUUCUUUCAUUUUUCGUCAUCCGUCCUCUGCACCAAUUUCGCAUACAAUACCUGCACCUACACGUUCCCCCGCCGGAUCUUCCAUCUCAAAAGGAAGUUCUCGGCUUAUGCUUUACUUUUUAUGUUCGUCUGCCUUGCAAUGCCGAUAGCUGCGAGUUUUGCGGCGACAUUUUCGGGGUCCGUUGUUCAUUUGGCCGAGACAAGCUCCAGGGUUCGUUUCGAUCGCCGCAUCAGUCGGCCUGCUAAUCCGGCCACUUUCAACUGUCCUUUUCAGAAUGGCUUGCUCUUGCCCCGGCUUGCUUAUGGUCACUCAAGGAUUGCAGUUAAACCUUCAUCUAUCCGUGCAGCAUUGUUGGAUGAGACAGUUGCACAUCAAAAUCUCAGAAAAAUGAAUUCUGAAGUAUUGGCAUUUGAUCUAGUUCAAGGAGCACUCGUAAAGUGGAGUAAUGUAAUGGAUAGAUCACCUGAUCCACCAACAGCAGUCUUUCUGCAUGGAAUUCUAGGCAGCAGAAAGAACUGGGGAACCUUUGCUAGAAGAUUGGCAAAAGAAUUUCCAGCAUGGCAGUUUCUUUUGGUGGAUUUGCGAUGUCAUGGUGAUUCAACCUUUACUACGAAGAUGAGCCCUCACACUGUUUCUGCUACUGCUCUUGAUGUAUUGAAGCUGGUCCGACAGCUGAAAAUAACACCUCGAGUUCUAGUUGGACACAGCUUUGGAGGAAAAGUUGUCUUGAGUAUGGUAGAACAGGCUGCUAAACCUCUUGCUCGGCCAGUGAGAGUUUGGGUUCUCGAUGCCACUCCUGGUAUAGUUCGACCUGGUGGAGAUGGAGAGGACCAUCCUGAAAAAUUAAUAUCCUUCCUAAGUAUGCUGCGAAAUGAGGUAUCCUCAAAGCAGGAUGUCGUGAAUGCUCUUGUUCAACAUGGAUUUUCUAAGGAUGUCGCACAGUGGGUGGUUACUAACCUUCGACCUAUUGGGCCUCGUGGUUCAUCAUCAUCUGGCUUUUCAUGGGCGUUUGAUCUCAAGGGCAUUGCUGAAAUGUAUAAGUCCUAUGAAGAGACAGAUUUAUGGAAAAUUGUGGAAGAUGUUCCCCGUGGUGUGCAUAUCAGUUUCUUGAAAGCUGAAAGAAGCUUGCACCGAUGGGCACUUGAAGACAUUCGGAGAAUUCAUGCUGCAGAGAAACUGGCCGUUGAGGAGGGAGGUGGGGUUGAAAUGCAUGUCCUUGAGGAUGCGGGUCAUUGGGUGCAUGCUGAUAACCCAGAUGGACUCUUUCGGAUCUUGUCAUCCUCCUUCAAAAGACUCAGAACUUGAGGCAAGAAAGGCAUUGUUGGUUGAUAUCUCAAUUCCCAGUUCAUAUAGGCAAGCAUAGGAACAUAAUUUUGUUUUAUCUGUUGCACAUAACAGUUUUGCCUUGUGGUUUCAUUCUCGUAACCCCAAGCUUUGUUUAGCUUUACAUGUCUCUGCCGUUUCCAUAAAAGCUAGUGGAUUUGUUUAUGAUGAAUACGCUGAUGAUGUUCCACGUUGGCUGGGCUUCUUCACUUUCCAAUCUUCUUUGCGUAUUUACAACAUAUGAAGCUUAAAUGUUGCCUCCUA
Molecule: messenger RNA, 1734 nt
Organism: Cucurbita moschata (crookneck pumpkin)
Lineage: Eukaryota; Viridiplantae; Streptophyta; Magnoliopsida; Cucurbitales; Cucurbitaceae
Product: putative esterase/lipase HI_0193
Exons: 13
Coding region: 70-1452 (460 amino acids)
Source: RefSeq, a predicted model, not a curated record